AUUCUUAUUGUAAAAGCGCGAAACGAAGCUUGAAAAAUAUAUCAUUAAUAGUAGGAUGAUUAGGUCGACAUUGAACUCGAAGCUGGAAGUUGAAUCUUUAUGAAACUUAAAAGAAACUUGGAUAUAUUAAUUAAAUGAAAAUGAGUGGCUUAGCAGGACGUAUUAACAUUGACAAGCCACGCUGGGACCAGAGUACCUACUGGGGUCGAGCUAAGCAUUUUUUUACAGUUACUAACCCCUUGAAUUUACUUUGCACAUCUUCCGAGUUAGAGAAUGCUAGAGACAUUGUUACCAGAUAUUGGAAAGGAAAUGAAAUGCCAGGUUUAACUGAAGAUGAUCUCUGGCAUGCCAAACAUGUGUAUGACUCUGCAUUUCAUCCAGAUACUGGAGAGAAAAUGUUUUUGAUUGGACGAAUGUCUGCCCAGGUUCCUAUGAACAUGUCAAUUACUGGAUGCAUGUUAGCAUUUUAUAAAACAACACCUCAAGUUGUCUUCUGGCAGUGGAUUAACCAGUCUUUCAAUGCUAUAGUCAACUACACCAACCGUAGUGGAGAUUCUCCUAUUCCUUUGCCGUAUGUUGGUUUUGGUUUUUAG
This is a messenger RNA of Limulus polyphemus (Atlantic horseshoe crab), 593 nucleotides long. RefSeq names its product sideroflexin-1-like. Bases 135 to 593 code for a protein of 152 amino acids. Gene Ontology annotation, biological process: monoatomic ion transport; serine import into mitochondrion. The transcript is spliced from 4 exons. Gene Ontology annotation, cellular component: mitochondrial inner membrane. NCBI's taxonomy places the organism in Eukaryota, Metazoa, Arthropoda, Merostomata, Xiphosura, Limulidae. Gene Ontology annotation, molecular function: monoatomic ion transmembrane transporter activity. The record is from RefSeq and is a predicted model, not a curated record.